Helobdella robusta is the source of this 408-nucleotide messenger RNA. RefSeq lists its product as hypothetical. The record is from RefSeq and is a predicted model, not a curated record. Gene Ontology annotation, molecular function: serine-type endopeptidase activity. The transcript is spliced from 3 exons. NCBI's taxonomy places the organism in Eukaryota, Metazoa, Annelida, Clitellata, Rhynchobdellida, Glossiphoniidae. Bases 1 to 408 code for a protein of 135 amino acids. Gene Ontology annotation, biological process: proteolysis.
AUGUCGGAGGCGUUCGAUGUCUGUGUGGCUACUGGGCAUGGAAACACUGAUAUGGUCAGUAAUUCAGCAUCGGAGAGUAAGUAUUUAUUGCAAGGUAGGAUGAACCCAAUGACGAACAUAGAAUGCAAAUAUGCUGCUUACGUGUUAACUGGAAGUAAUGAAUUUGAUGAAAUUUUCCGUGGUGACGAUCUCCUAUGCGUCGGCUCAAUUCCUACUUACAAAGGGACCAACGUUUGCUCGGGAGAUAGUGGUGGACCAUACGUUUGCAGGAACUCCAGGCUCCAAUGGACUCAGAUUGGAAUUGCAAACUUCGUUAUCGGGAGAGCUCAGGCCAACUUGACAUGCGCUCUUUCGGUUUUUGCAAAGGUUUCAUACCGUUAUGAUGCCAUUAUGAAAGCAAUUAAGUAA